AUGAAGUCUGUUGCCAUCUUUAUUACAGGCCUGCUGUUCGCCAGUAUCGCCAGUGCUGCUCCCAUCGCCGCUCAGCGCAACGACGAACCCGCUCUCCCUCACCAGGUCGCCAAGAGAGGCGAUAUCAACUCAACAUACUGCGAUGUGUACCCAGAAGUAUUCCCCUGCUCGGAGUUCUGCAAGGGAAACCAACUGGCAGACUUCUGCCGACCUGAGUAUUGCGAUCACCACCCCGAACACUGGUCUUGCAAGCCCAAGUACAAGACGCAGCCACCAAAAUAA
Messenger RNA from Aureobasidium musti, 282 nucleotides. The record is from the annotation of a GenBank genome assembly. NCBI's taxonomy places the organism in Eukaryota, Fungi, Ascomycota, Dothideomycetes, Dothideales, Saccotheciaceae.